CGCAACAGUCCCAAGCUUCUGUCGCAAGGAUGGGAAAAGGCACGGACAAGUUAUAUAUCACACAUUCGGAGUGGGCAUCGGAAGAUGCAUUCUCCGCCAGCGCUGGAGCUGGCGUGGGUAGAGCGAAAAGAGGAGGGGUGGAUACCGCGUUCAAACGCCUUCCAUUCAACUUUUGUUCCCUCUCGCUACAACCGUUUUCGCACCCCGUGUGCACCCCGACGGGGGCGAUCUUCGACCUUACAAACAUUCUCCCGUGGAUCAAGAAACACGGGACAAAUCCGGUGAAUGGCACGCCCCUCAAAACCUCCGAUCUCAUCAAGCUACAUCUCGCAAAGAACGAGUCCGGGGAGUAUGUCGACCCCGUCACGUAUAAGGUUUUCACGGAUAAUACGCACAUUGUCGCGCUGCGGAAUACGGGGAAUGUCUUUGCCUGGGAUACAGUCGAGCGGUUGAAUAUUAAGGGGAAGCUGUGGCGGGAUCUGGUGACGGAUGAGGAGUUCACUCGGAAAGAUAUCAUUACCUUGCAGGACCCGCAGAACAUCGAGUCGCGGAACUUGAGCUCAUUCAACUAUCUGAAAGAGGGAGAGAGUGGAUUGACCGACGAACAGAUCCGGGAGAGAGAGGACCCUUCGAAUAACGUCAACGUCAAUGCGCUGGGAAGCUCGGCGAAGAUUCUGAAGGCAAAGGAGGCUGUGGCCAAAGCUCGUGCAGAGAGAGCCCAACGUGUUGGAACCGCAGCCACAUCAAAGGAAUUAUCCAAGACUGGAAUCGCUGGAAGUGCGGCACAGGCUCAGAAGAAGGUGUCGCUCCAAUCUGGCAAGGCUAUUCCAUACAAUGCGGCCAGACACACUACUGGUUUGGCGGCCGCCUCAUUCACCAGCACCGGGAUGACGCCCCACACCUCUGCCGAGCUCGCGCUUUUGUCCGACGAAGAGUACAUGCUGAAGAGAGGACGAGUGAAGCAAAAGGGCUAUGCGCGCAUUUCGACUACCGCCGGGGAUGUCAACCUGGAAUUGCACACUGAAUACGCGCCCAAGGCCGUGUGGAACUUUAUAAAACUUGCCAAGAAAGGCUACUACAAAGAUGUCACUUUCCAUCGCAACAUCCGGGGAUUCAUGAUCCAGGGUGGUGACCCCUCUGGCACCGGGAGGGGCGGCGAAAGUAUCUGGGGAAAGUACUUUAACGAUGAGUUCGAAGGACCACUGAAACACGACUCGCGGGGGACCCUCAGCAUGGCCAACAAAGGCAAGAAUACGAAUAGCAGUCAAUUCUUUAUCGCUUAUCGUGCCCUGCCCCAUUUGAACAACAAGCACACCAUUUUCGGUCAUGUCAUUGAUGAUCCCACUCCCUCCUCCCCGACCUUGAACAACCUUGAAAUGCACCCGACUAACCCGACUACUAAUCGACCUACCCCCGAUGUUCGCAUCAUCGAUGUUACGGUGUUUGUGGACCCAUUUGAGGAAUUUCUGAAGCAAAAACAGACAGAGGAGGCGAAGGCGAAGGGCCAGCUUGUCAACCCCGAGGAAGAAGAGCAGAAUGCGCGUCGCGCCGAGGACGACCGGAUCACCUGGACUGGCAAGAGGGUUCGUGGCUCGGGGCAGGGAACGACGGAAGAAGGAUCCAGCGGGGUAGGAAAAUACCUGAAAGCAGCACUGGCUGAGAGGGCCGGCCAAGAGGAAGACGAGAUAGUCGAGUUCGUGGAUGAGGAGCCCGAACCUGAGCCCAUGAGGAAAAAAUUCAAGGGUGGCGGUGGGUUUGGUGAUUUCAGCUCCUGGGACUAGCCCGGGGGCACUUUUCUCUUUGCCCCUGCAUUCUGUGUAUCAAUUGGGGGGUUAGAUCAAGGGUCAUACAUACAAUCAGGCGUUGACUGCCAAAUCAUUGGGGGCGGGUCCAUGCUGUUGGGAUAAUGUACUACUAUAGUAUGUAAUUGGAGACUAGGAUUCUGCUGUCGAGUAGGACGGACAAUGGAUUUGGAUCAACAAGAAUCA
This is a messenger RNA of Aspergillus ibericus CBS 121593, 1988 nucleotides long. Its product is annotated as PPIL2 family peptidylprolyl isomerase. The coding region runs from base 30 to 1781 and encodes 583 amino acids. NCBI's taxonomy places the organism in Eukaryota, Fungi, Ascomycota, Eurotiomycetes, Eurotiales, Aspergillaceae. Gene Ontology annotation, molecular function: ubiquitin-ubiquitin ligase activity; peptidyl-prolyl cis-trans isomerase activity. Gene Ontology annotation, biological process: protein peptidyl-prolyl isomerization; protein folding; protein polyubiquitination. Gene Ontology annotation, cellular component: catalytic step 2 spliceosome. The transcript is spliced from 4 exons. The record is from RefSeq and is a predicted model, not a curated record.